AUGGCAACCCGGUUGCCAUCAAUAGCUGUUGCUACUGGAAAUACUCGUGAAAGUACGAUUCUCGAAGAAACUGGUUCGCCCGAUUUCGUGUAUUUAAUUCAAGAAUGUGAUGAUAUUUUAUUGUAUAAAGUAAUUGAUAAAGUCGAUGUAGACUUUUGUUGUGACUUUUCAACUAACGGACAAUGUGAUUAUCACUGUGACCGAAUUUAUUCCAAAGAGUUUGGCUGGUUUAGAUGUUUUAGUGAAGAGACUCGCAACUUACUGGAAGCUAAAUCAUGUAUUGGCUGUUAUUUGCAAGAAAAGAAGCGAAAAAAGACUGAAAUUCAACUGUAUGGUCACUACAUGGACACAGACAGUCGAUCUUAUUUUACAGAAGUAAAAAUAGGCCGCAAAACCUUUAAAGAAAAUACAUUUGCACUAAUUUAUCCCGAAUCUGUAAAUUUACCUGACAUUCUGAGCAAACAAAGUGAACUCAGUGAAAACAAUGAGCAAACCUACGACGAGUCUCUUUAUCCCGAACGCUAUCGGAAAAGAUUUACUGAAUUUACCAAAGGAUCAUUGAAUGAUGCUAAUAAAACUUAUUCAAUUGUGAAAAUAAAGAAAAUAUUCCGCAAUAUUUUUGAUACCGAUGAUGAUUGUCAGCUUGAAGUGCAGCUAUUAUAUCGACCACACAAUUGUCUUGAAACAUUCGAUCUACUUUUAGAGGUUCCACUCGAUGAAGUUUAUCUAACUAAAGAUGAACGAGUGAUCAACUGUACAGCACUUAGAGAACCUUGUAAAGUCUAUUAUCUGAACAAUCCUCAAUCUCGACCCGACCAUAAGUUGCUUCCUAAUCGUUAUUUCAUGACUUAUUGCUUCAACCAUUACACUAAAAAGUUCACCCAAAUUGAACCCAACGACACAUUAGAGUUUCCUCCAUCAGAGUCAUCGUCCAACACUCAUUCACCAUUGAAAACACUGGACUUAUUUUCUGGAUGUGGUGGGUUGGCCGCUGGUUUUAAAGAAAGUAGAGUCUCUGAGACAUUAUGGGCCAUUGAAAAGGAACCCUCAGCAGCCAAAUCAUUUAGCUUUAAUUUUCCAUCGGCAAUUGUUUACAAUGAAGAUGCCAAUCACAUGUUGAAAAGGCUACUUGAGGGUGAACAAUUUACAUCCUCAAACCAACCUUUACCUCAAAAGGGUGAGGUUGAAAUGAUACUUGGUGGACCUCCAUGUCAAGGAUUCAGUGGAAUGAAUAGAUUUUCAAAUAGACUUUAUUCAGUGUUUAAAAAUUCACUCUUGGUAACCUUCCUAAGCUAUGUUGACUAUUACCGACCCAAAGUGGUAAUCUUUGAAAAUGUCCGCAAUUUUGUUCAAUUUGAAAAAUGCAAGAUUCUCAAGCUAACCUUGUCAUGUUUGUUAACAAUGAAUUAUCAGGUAAAUUAUGGCAUACUCCAAGCUGGAUCCUUUGGAGUGCCUCAAUCUCGUCGUCGUACAUUUAUCAUAGCGACUGAUCAGACAAUCAAGCUUCCAAAGCUUCCAAAGCCUUUACAUUGUUUCUCAAACAGAGCUUGUCAGCUUGAUAUUGUGAUUGGCAACAAACGUUCAAAGUCAAUUUACCAUGCAAAUAAAUAUGGAUAUUUCCGAUCUUAUACAGUAGCUGAUGCUAUAAAUGAUUUACCAGAUACUGUUGGUUAUGCCUUGGAUUAUGCUUGUUCCUAUGGUCCUGUUAAAACAUUUUACCAAAAGUUGAUGCGAGCAAAUGAUUUUGAUGAUGGUCAGGUAGGCCUGCAUGUUGUUCCUGCGAUGAGCUUACUUAAUCAAACUCGCAUCGAGAGGAUUCCUUGUAUUCCUGGAGCUGAUUGGAGAGAUUUACCCAAUAUUAAAUUGACAUUAUCUGAUGGAACUGUCGUCGAGAAACUGGAAUAUCUUUAUGAUGAUGUAAAAAAUGGUAAAUCUUCCAAUGGUUCACUUCGUGGAGUUUGUAGCUGUGCUUCUGGAGAAACCUGUUCAAAGCAAAUCUCGCGACCAGAAAAUACUUUGAUACCUUGGGGUUUGGUUCAUACAGCCAAUCGUAAUUACCAAUGGUCAGGACUGUUUGGUCGGCUUCAAUGGGACGGAUUUUUUAUUACAACCAUUACUAAAACAGUUCCUAGUAGCAAACAAGGAAGUGUCCUUCAUCCAUCUGCUAAUAGAGUCCUUUCAAUCAGAGAAUCUGCUCGAUCUCAAGGUUUUCCAGAUAAAUAUCAUUUCUUUGGUUCCAUGGCUGAAAUUAAGGUUCAAAUUGGAAACGCAGUACCGAUCCCAUUGGCCCGCACCAUUGGAUUACAAGUUUUAAAAUCACUUUCCAAUCAUAACACAAAUCCAGGCCUUUAGUGUCCAAUUUAGGUGGAAGGGAAAUUCAACUCUUUGGAUUUAUUAUUAAUAUCACAACAUGCUUCAACAUGUCUUCAUCAAAUAUAAUAAUCAAGCUUCUGAUAAUUUGUUCAUUUAUUUCAUCUUAUUUGAGAAUGAUACAUUUCAUAUGAUUAAUGUAAGAUACAACAAUAAAAUUAACUUGAUUGGAUUGUUGAUUAGGUACGAUGAAGCAUUACAAAGCGCCCAACGACAAGCCUUAGCACAACCUCUCGUGAAAUAUCUCUCGGCCAAUUGUGAGCUAAAUAAGGCUAAAUCAUAUCUUAGACUAAUCCUUUCCAUGUUACAAGAAGAUCUAAUCGUUUCAGUACAACCUCGGAUUAAAAUGUCGGUUCCAUCGUCU
Messenger RNA from Tetranychus urticae (two-spotted spider mite), 2734 nucleotides. NCBI's taxonomy places the organism in Eukaryota, Metazoa, Arthropoda, Arachnida, Trombidiformes, Tetranychidae. The record is from RefSeq and is a predicted model, not a curated record.